Nannizzia gypsea CBS 118893 is the source of this 336-nucleotide messenger RNA. RefSeq lists its product as hypothetical. Lineage: Eukaryota; Fungi; Ascomycota; Eurotiomycetes; Onygenales; Arthrodermataceae. The transcript has a single exon. The record is from RefSeq and is a predicted model, not a curated record. The coding region runs from base 1 to 336 and encodes 111 amino acids.
AUGACUGGAAAGGAGCGUCAGCGUUUGGUUCCGGUUAUCAGGCUUCUGAGUAAGACCGUUGCCGCUCCGAUAAUCGGGCUGACAGAGAGGAAGAAUCAUGAGCUUGAGGAGGAAGAGGGAGAUGACUUACAGCAGUAUGGCGUUGAGGAUGUUAUGGCGGAAGAAAGGGGAGGGAGGGAGAGAGAGAGAUUGGGUGAGCAGGGUACCUUGACAGGCAGAGAGACGGCGGCAGCAGCUGGUGUGGUAGAUAAGGAGGAAGAGGAAAAAGGGGAGAGAGGAAGGGGAAGCCGGGCGAGGCAAGGGCUUUAUAAAUGGCGAGGAAAAGGAGAUUUCUAG